AGGAGGGCGAGAAGGUGGCGACUAAGUGCAUCCGGGUCUCCAGCACCGCGACGACCCGAGGACGUCGUCGAACACUUCAUCGAGAAGUUCCGGCCGGACAUGCGCAUGCUCGACCUCCCCGAGUAUUCUCUGUACGAGGUCCACGUCAGCGGAGAGGAGAGGAAGCUUGGUGCGCGAGCCUUCCCCCUCUUCGUGCAGCUGAACUGGUCCAAGGACGACCGGGAAGGGCGCUUCCUUCUCAAGCGAGAGGGCGACAAGCCCAUCUCCGCGAAGGAAGCCAUCAAGGAGCAGAGCGACUUGAACAGGAGGCUGUCGAAACGAGAGUCGAAGAAGAAGAAGAAGAGGGAGAAGGAAGCGGACCGCAACAAGCAGAACAAACCAGAGGAGCCGAAGCCCGAGGAGAAGGUACGUCGCCGUGACGACGGGGCGGUGUCGCCGUGA
Molecule: messenger RNA, 441 nt
Organism: Priapulus caudatus
Lineage: Eukaryota; Metazoa; Priapulida; Priapulimorpha; Priapulimorphida; Priapulidae
Product: afadin-like
Exons: 3
Coding region: 100-441 (113 amino acids)
Biological process (GO): signal transduction
Source: RefSeq, a predicted model, not a curated record